This is a messenger RNA of Papaver somniferum (opium poppy), 2675 nucleotides long. RefSeq names its product wall-associated receptor kinase-like 22. Bases 1382 to 2476 code for a protein of 364 amino acids. Gene Ontology annotation, cellular component: plasma membrane. Gene Ontology annotation, molecular function: ATP binding; protein serine/threonine kinase activity. Gene Ontology annotation, biological process: protein phosphorylation; cell surface receptor signaling pathway. Lineage: Eukaryota; Viridiplantae; Streptophyta; Magnoliopsida; Ranunculales; Papaveraceae. The record is from RefSeq and is a predicted model, not a curated record. The transcript has 4 exons.
CUUCCGAUCCGAUGCACUAAUAUUUUCUUUGAUUUUAAGAGUGUUGCACGUUGGAAACUUAACAUUACUCGGCUGCACAAGUUUGUUCCGGUGCAGCCCAAAACAAUAUAGCCCAUUUGGUUUUUGUUUUGACCAAGCACUAGACUAGUAGUCACGUCUAUUAGUUGGCUCCGUAUCCCUGUCAACUCUGAACUGUCCAGAGAAUGAAUCAAAGUGUACGAGUUUAUGACUACUCCUCCACCUACUAGUUUCUGAACAUGUCUCGCCUUCAAUCGUUAACAUUCUAAUUAACCUUCUAAACAGAUCCCGAUAUCUCUUAUCAGUUAUCAUCAAUCUAUAAUGUUUCUGCAAUUUUUUCUGUUCUUACAGUUCUCAUGGCUAACCUUGGCAACAUCAUCAUCGACUUCAAUUGUGCAGGGGAAACCAGGUUGCCAAGAAAAAUGCGGUGAUGUUACAAUUCCAUAUCCAUUUGGUAUAGGUCCAUCUGAGAAUGGUUGUUCUCGUGCUGGAGCUGGAUAUCUUGCUUACAAUAUUACCUGCGACACCACUUAUCCAACUCCUAAACCCUUCAUAAGAGCCGGUCAGAACCUAACUUCAGGUGUUUAUAACAUGAUUGAAGUUAUCAGCAUAUCAGAAAUGGAAGUCCGCGUUAAGAGCAAGCCGGCUAUAAUGUGUUCCGACUCUGAAACUGGUGAAUUUAUUUUGAGUGAAUCUCCAGAUUGGAUGAACUUCAAUAAAACCCCAUACACAGUUUCAUAUACAAAGAACAGUUUUUUCGGUGUCGGCUGCUAUUCUUUGGGGUACCUUUUGGAGUCACCUUUGAUGAUCAACACAACUUGUCCUACAGUUUGUACCCCUACGGAAAAUUUGAAAGAUGGAUCUUGUAAUGGAACUGGGUGCUGUCAAACAACAGUACACAAAGUAUUAAGGAGAUUUUUGAACGUAAUUGAUUCAUCGCAUUCCAAGAAUAUUUGACCGUUGCGAAUUUUAAAAAGAAGGCGAAAGAUAUACCUAUUGUGCUUGAUUGGGCAAUAGGGAACAAGGCAUGUGAUAAAAUUACACCGAGGGAGUUAGCCAGUUAUGCAUGCCAGGGAAAUAGUACUUGUAGCAGUUCUGACAAAGUUCCUGGGUAUCACUGCAUUUGCAACCCAGGUUUUGAGGGGAAUCCUUAUUUGAGCCCGGGAUGCCAAGCAUCCUUGGUCGUUAAUGAAGGCGGGACUGGUUCUACGAAAAUGUACCGCUCAAAAAGACAUUUCCAACACUAAAAGCCGCUCUUGGUAUAGGAUUGGGAUUGUUAAUAUGUUUAAUCGCUGGGAGUAUUUGGCUGUAUUUGAGCAAAAGGAAAAGAAAAAUAACUAAACUUAAACGGAAGUUCUUUCAUAUGAACGGCGGUCUAUUGUUAAAACAGAAGAUUUUAUCAAAUGAAGGUGGUAUAGAAGGACCAAAGAUAUUUACUGCAGAAGAGUUAGAACUGGCAACUCAAAAUUAUGACGACAAACUAAUUCUCGGUCGUGGAGGUUUUGGGAUAGUUUACAAAGGAACCUUGUCAGACAAGCGUGUUGCCAUCAAAGUGUCAAAAGUAAUAGAUGCUAGCCAAAUUAAGCAAUUCAUAAAUGAGAUUGCUAUUUUAACUCAGGUUAUCCAUCGAAACUUGGUGAAGGUCUUGGGUUGUUGUUUGGAAACUGAGGUCCCUUUGCUUGUUUAUGAAUAUGUGUCAAAUGGCACCCUUGCCCAACAUAUCCAUAAUAACAAGGCAGAUGAGAUGGCUCCAACAUCCUACAUUUCCUGGAAAAAUCGUCUGAGGAUUGCAGCUGAAGCAGCUGGCGGACUUGCGUAUUUACACUCGGGAGCUCCUAUACCUAUCAUACAUAGAGAUGUCAAAUCCUGCAAUAUACUAUUGAACGAAAAUUACACCGCAAAAAUAUCCGAUUUUGGAGUAUCAAGAUUGAAUCCUUCGGAUCAAACACAAAUAGAUACAAUGGUUCAAGGAACUUUAGGGUAUCUUGAUCCAGAAUACUUCCAGUCCAGCCAACUUACAGAAAAAAGUGAUGUAUACAGUUUCGGUGUAGUUCUUGUCGAGUUGUUAACUGGAGAAAGGCCCCUUUCUUAUGAGAGACCAGAUGUACAUCGCAAUCUUUCUUCAUAUUUUAUUUACAAAAUGGUAAAAAACGACGCGUUUAGAGUUAUUGAUCCGCACGUAGUGAAUACUGGGAAAUGGGAGCACGUCAUGGCCGUUGCAGAAUUAGCAAGGAGAUGUCUUAACAUGAAAGGUGUGGACAGACCUACAAUGAAGGAGGUUGCAGUGGAGCUGGAAAAUUUGAGUAAAUUAGACAUAGCUCGAAAGAUGAGUGGCGUCAAUGCAUCACCAGAGAUGACAAGCCUCUAUUCUAUACCAACAAGCUCUUAUACCUCAGGUGACUCGGCUCUAUAUAGCACAGACAAAGAUGUGAUCACGUCGAAGGAAAUGCUGCGGUAAGUGUGCAUUCAAUCUCCCAAGUUGGUACACUCUUUUCAACCUUCAAGGUAAGUACUCUACCCAAUACAUCUAGUUGCAUAUGUGCAUGCCAGAUUGUUAAAUCGUGUAUUUACUGUUUUGAACAGAAUUGUAUAAUGAACAAUGUAUACCACUCAUUUGUAUUUGAAAAAAUCAAGCAACAGAUAAUAUUUCAUUUCUU